GUCAAAGAACGAGCCAGGUAGCUAGAGAGCGCGAUGCUCCGCUUGUGCCGACUUCUGAAGGGCAGGCCGCCGCCGGUGCUGGGCAACUCAAAGAAGGCGCGCUUCGCCGGCGUGGACGACAACCCGUCCAUCACCUUCAAACCGUGGGACACGUCUGAGCCGCUGAUGGCCGACUACGGCUGGGAGCGCGGCAAGCUGCCAAAGUUCCGCGCACGCAGCCCCUAUCAUCGCCAGCAGAUCGCCCGUCGUAUGGUGACCGAAAUGAUCCGCAAAGACUACGUCAUCGUCGGUGGCGCACGCGCGCCGGCGCUGCGUAUUUUGGCGGACCACGUCGUCGAGCUGUCGAAGUCGGGCGACACUGACUCCCGCCAGCAGCUCGCCUACUUUCUGCAGGACCCGCUAAUGGUGGACAAGGCCUUCGACGAGUACCCGCGGCGCUUCCGUGACAUGAACGCCAAGUACGCGAUGAUGACGCGGCUCAAAGGGCGACGGCGCUCCGACGGCGUUGCGAUGUACUUUGUGGAGUACAAAAACCGCGACAUGAGCGACAACCACAAAGGCGAGGACUACUCCACCGGCCCGGAGCGCUUCUUCUUGCCGCCGCGCAUUGUUGAAACGGAGAAGGGCAUUCAGCGCCCACCUCACAUGCAGAUGGCGUUUGACCGGUGGGCCAGCAAGUUCAAGACGGAGGAGUUCCAUCACUGGUGGCGGCUGCGGCAUGCGAAGCUGCGCUACUGGGGUGUGCGCAACGUGCCGCACCCGAGCGACGUCGACCCGCUUUGGACGGAGAAGGAGGAGGAGGAAUGGCACAACGAGAUGCUCGCCAACACCGGCGACUUCGAGGACUUCGACCUUGACGACGACUCUUUUGAGGCCACCGGCGAGGGCGCGCUUGGCGGCCCCGCUGUCUCAGGAGUGGGUCCUGCUCCGCAGAAGAAGUUCUAG
Molecule: messenger RNA, 945 nt
Organism: Leptomonas pyrrhocoris
Lineage: Eukaryota; Euglenozoa; Kinetoplastea; Trypanosomatida; Trypanosomatidae
Product: putative mitochondrial 50S ribosomal protein L17
Exons: 1
Coding region: 34-945 (303 amino acids)
Biological process (GO): translation
Cellular component (GO): large ribosomal subunit; ribosome
Molecular function (GO): structural constituent of ribosome
Source: RefSeq, a predicted model, not a curated record